Apiotrichum porosum is the source of this 555-nucleotide messenger RNA. RefSeq lists its product as uncharacterized. The transcript is spliced from 5 exons. Lineage: Eukaryota; Fungi; Basidiomycota; Tremellomycetes; Trichosporonales; Trichosporonaceae. The record is from RefSeq and is a predicted model, not a curated record. The coding region runs from base 1 to 555 and encodes 184 amino acids.
AUGCUCGCCCACUUCCUCGCUCUCGCCGCUGCCCCGCUUCUCGCGGCCGCGCAGAUCACCAUCACCCAGCCCUCGGCAGCCCUCUGGUGGGUUGACAACUCGGUCAACACUCUCGCCUGGACCCAGGGCACUGGCACCAACCCCUCCGAGUUCACCGUCAUGCUCGCCAACAACGACACCAGCCUCCUCGCGGACCGUGUUGCCAUCUUUGCCAUUGCCUACGCGUACCAGUACUCGCUCACCGUCCCUGCUACCCAGUGGCAGGCCGGCACCGGCUACACCAUUCAGAUCACCGACACUCUCAACACCUCGCACAUCUACUCGACCUCGGACACCUUCGAGCUCAAGGCCUACGGCUCGGCUUACCCCACCAACGUGGCUACGUCGGCUUCGGUCACUGGCUCGGCCAGCGGCUCGGGAUCGGCUGCGGGCUCUGCCACCGGGUCGUCGGCUGCUGCUGCUUCGUCGACCGCCGCCAAGUCGGGCGCCGGCAACAAGGCUGCCAGCGUCGUCGCCGUCGCUGCCGCCGGUGCCCUCGCCUACGUCAUGGCCUAA